AUGUCUUCUGCUACUUCGUUAAUAACCUUAUCUUAUACUAGCCAAAGUGAAAAAAUUCUAAAUUGCAUUAAUCCAAAAUUGAAUAAUCUAUUUAACAGUAAUGAUGAAUAUAAUACAAUAUUAGAGAGCAAAAAGAAAUAUGAGAAAGAUAAUAAGAUGCAUAACGAUAAAUAUAGUAAUGAAGAUAAUAAAGGGUAUAAUGAUAAAUAUAAUGAAGAAGAUAAUGAGGAAGAUAGUAAAGAGUAUAAUAAAAGAUAUAGUGAGAAUAUUAAUGAAGAAUAUAACAAAGAUAAUGAUAGUAAGGGAUAUAGCAAAGUGGAUUAUAAAGUAUAUAAUGAAAAUUAUAAUGGAAAUUGUGAGAGAUAUAACAAAGAUUAUGAUAAAUAUAACGAGGAAUAUGAUGUUGAUGAACUCAAUAAAAAUAUAAAUUUAG
This is a messenger RNA of Racocetra fulgida, 433 nucleotides long. Lineage: Eukaryota; Fungi; Glomeromycota; Glomeromycetes; Diversisporales; Gigasporaceae. The record is from the annotation of a GenBank genome assembly.